Messenger RNA from Sinocyclocheilus grahami, 1419 nucleotides. Its product is annotated as cell cycle checkpoint control protein RAD9A-like. Bases 14 to 1219 code for a protein of 401 amino acids. Gene Ontology annotation, cellular component: checkpoint clamp complex. Lineage: Eukaryota; Metazoa; Chordata; Actinopteri; Cypriniformes; Cyprinidae. Gene Ontology annotation, biological process: mitotic intra-S DNA damage checkpoint signaling; DNA replication checkpoint signaling; cellular response to ionizing radiation. The record is from RefSeq and is a predicted model, not a curated record. The transcript is spliced from 11 exons.
CAUUGAAAAUAUAAUGAAGUGCGUAAUUGAAGGCAAUGGCGUUAAAGUCUUUGGAAAAGCAGUUCAUGCGCUGUCAAGAAUUGGUGAUGAGAUAUGGUUGGAUCCACUGGAGAAAGGGUUGGCUGUAAGGACAGUAAACUCAUCUCAGUCGGCUUAUGCCUGUUUCUGCUUCACUCCUCUGUUCUUCCAGCAAUAUAUUCCUGAUCCAGACAUUCAGAAAGACUGUGAAGCAGUAAAAUGCAAGUUAAACCUGAAGUGUGUGCUUCCCCUGUUCCGCUGUGCGUCAUGGAGAGAGCGCAGUGUGGACAAAUGUGAGAUAUCCAUCAACAUCCCAAACAGCAGGGUGAUAUUUCAGUUUCACUGCAGACACGGAAUAACAAAGACCUAUAAUUUGGGGUAUCAGGAAUGCGAAGCUUUGCAGGCCGUGUUCCCAGCUCACCUCAGUCCUAAUAUCCUAAUGGCCCAGUCCAAACUUUUAGGUGACAUUGUGGUGCAUUUCCCGGUUUCACAAGAAGAGGUCACUCUUUCCAUUUCCUCUUUUAAAGUAACCUUGAAGACCUUUUGUGAGGAAGAAAAUAACUAUAUCAAAGGUAUGAACACCGAGCUGAUGCUGCACCCAGAUGAGUUUGACUAUUUUCAGGUUGGAGAGGAUUCAGCCGUGACCUUCUGCCUCAAAGAACUGAGGGGGCUGCUGUCCUUUGCCGAGUCUUAUGGUCUACCAGUGUCUAGUCAGUUUGGUGUGGCUGGACAGCCCGUAUCCUUCACUGUAAAAGACAUGACGCUGGAGGCCCAUGUUGUGUUGUCCACCUUAACUGAUCCAAACCACGAGAGCCCAUCUCAACCUGCACCUGGGGAUGACUGUCCUGUCAACGUCCCCAAGACCUCCACAGCAGAAGUCUCCACAUGUGGAGGCUCUAUGGAGACAGAGGUGUGCGUCACUGAUGGGGAACAGGUGGCUUCCAGUCAGGGCAGUGAAGUUUUUAAUCCAACCCUUCAAAUGAGGAAGAUGAUUCAGCUUCAGACACCUGGAGAGAUGCUGCCAAGACCCAGACUGGCACCUGAAUCGGCCUUGACUACACCAGUAACACCAGCCACUUUUAAGAUCCGCUCACUACUCUUCGGGGCUGUAUACACUGAUGUAGUGGACAGUAAAACUGCAGAUUUACCCAGCCUGGCCUGUGCCAGUGACACAGAGGAGGAUGGAGGAACAGAGGAGUGACUCGGGUAACCAACAUAAGCUAACCUGAUGCAGGUAACACCUACUGCAAGAAUGCAUGGACUUUACAGCAUGAUGUAGCCUACAGUAAUUCAGUAGAUUAUAAAGACAACCUACAGUGUGUUAACACAGUUCUGCUGUUUAGAUUGUUUUAAGGUUAAUAUGUUUUGAAUUUGACGUUUUCCUUAAAUAUUGCUGUCAAG